Funneliformis caledonium is the source of this 831-nucleotide messenger RNA. The record is from the annotation of a GenBank genome assembly. Lineage: Eukaryota; Fungi; Glomeromycota; Glomeromycetes; Glomerales; Glomeraceae.
AUGAAGAAAUUACGUGAAGAAUUAAAUAAAGCACAAACUAAUACAGCAGAUGUUACGAUUACACCAAAGGCACCUGAAACUUCUGAAAGUGCAAAUGAUGUUACUAAUACCGAUGGACCACCUACUGCUAAAAAUGAUGAUGAUACUGAGGAAGGACAUUCUCAUCGCGAUGUAUUAGAUGAUGACUUGUAUCACGCGGAUCCAGAUUUAUACACUGAUUAUUCACAACCCCCAAUGUCCUUAUAUGAUGGUGUGCUUAAUACAGGAAUGAGAAAUUAUGGACCUCCAACAUUAGUUGGAGUACUUCCAUGGUUGUGGCUUCCCGUUAAGAGAGUGCCAUCAGAUGAAGAUGCAACUCCAGGAUUUUUCCAUCGUCUAUUGGGAAUGAACAAAACUGGAUCUAAACCAAUUACGAAUCGAUCAUUAUUAAGGGAAACAGAAGAAGAAAGAGCUCAACGAGAUUUACAUAUUCAAGAAAUUGCAGAUUCAAAAAUCAAAUUAGCAACAAAAAGAGCAAUACGAGAUCCUAAUAAUCCAAAUAAGAUUUAUUAUCAUCAUCCUGAAAGACGUCGUUCUACUCUUGUCUCACCAAUAAUUCCUACAACUUCUGGGGGUCCUAGUAAUAUGUUUAAUGAUAGAUCAGUUAGAAUGUCUAGCCCUGAAAGAAGUGAAAUUAGAUCAAGAGAUAUUCCUAUCACUUCAAGAGGAAUACCUUCUACAUCAACAGAUCCAACUCCUAGAGAAAUCCCAGGUUCAGAAAUUUUACCUGUUCGAUCUAAUCGGAAAUUAACUAAUAAAUUCGGUAAACUUGCAGGAAGUAAUUUUGAAUAG